Messenger RNA from Daphnia magna, 1684 nucleotides. RefSeq lists its product as uncharacterized. NCBI's taxonomy places the organism in Eukaryota, Metazoa, Arthropoda, Branchiopoda, Diplostraca, Daphniidae. The coding region runs from base 220 to 1125 and encodes 301 amino acids. The record is from RefSeq and is a predicted model, not a curated record. The transcript is spliced from 2 exons.
UUUGGCAAUGUUGGAUCAUACCGUUUCAAUUAUACCGUUGGGCUUAUUUCGAAUUCAAAACCUUGCCGUCGACGCUCAGGGGCUCACGUCAUGUUAUCACAGUGAGGCAAUUUUAGAAUUAAAGUAACCGAUGUCUAGGGUGGAAAAAGCUGAUUAGCGGCUGACACUCUGAGAAAUUUCUUUUUAAAACAAAAGGUAUUGAAUUCCACCCCAAAGAAAAUGGCUGGAAGAUUUCCUGACAGUAUAAGGGGUAAACACAGAGUCACGCCACUGAUGACAAGCAGUUUCUCAAGACUAGGUGAAAGCUCUUUGAAUCGAACAGCAGAUUCUGGUUACCAAUCCAGCAUUGCUUCCUCGAGCAGAUCUUUUACACCCCUAUCAGAUGUCUCGGACUCGUCACGACUCUACUGCAGCACUCCACUGACAGAAGAUUCAAUUUUAUCACAUCAGAUAUCCAAUUCAACAGUGUUGCUGGAGACCCCUGUUCAACCUGUUUUGCCGAACAGGACAUACUUUUCAGAAGAUCGGAUCCCUUCAACUAGAGCAAGUCUCCCGGUUAAUGUAGAUGCAAUAGACUAUCCUAGUGACGUCCUGAGUUGCUUGAUCAGAAGUCAUUCCAUACCCGCUAUCCAAAGGGUCUUUAGAUGCCUUGCAGAUGAAGAUCUGAUGAGGCUCUGCCAAGUGUCAGACGAUUAUUGCCGUGCCGUAUGUGAAUGUCCACCUGCGUUAAAACGGCUAUCAAAGUUUCUUAUCGUUAGCCAUCAGAACGGCGAAAACCGAACAACAUCGAGCCACAACAACAUAGAAAACCGACCGCAUCGAGGAAUUCUUCGGCCUAUUCAAAACGUGAUGGUGGUUGGCUUGCCAAGUGGGACCGUUUGGACGGUGCCUUCUCCAUUGGAGGCUAUCGAUAUGAGCAGAGUUCCUCACCAGUUUCGAACGCUGGUUUGUUUAACCAAGACGUUGUCCGAACAUCACUGCGUCAUCUACUGCCGCGCUUGCCGUUGCCUUGUCGCCGUUCGGUCCAACCAACAGAAAACCGAGGAGUGCACCAACUGUAAUCGUUUCAGACGGACCAAAAACAGCCGGCUGGUCACCAAAACCAAAGCCUCGCUAUUCAGAUGAAUGAAACAUAUUAACUAGCAGUGCUUAAUGUUUUUUAUUUAUUAUUAUUAUUUUAUUUUUAUUUUAUUUUAUUUUUAUUUUUGUCUCAAUUUUUUUUCCUUACCUCUUGCCUGUUCUAUUUUUUCCUUCUUCCGAGCACCCUGUGCUGUUAAUCUGCGCACUGCCCGGUUUUCUUUUAACAAAAUACUCCCGUUGUACAUAUUUCGAAUUCUUUCCUAUUGUCAUCUUGUUUGUAUCAUAUUCUAUUUUCGGUUGAUGCACAACGUCAGAGAACCUUAUUUUUAUCUGUCAUAAAAAAUUCUUCCUUUAAUUAAAAUCAAGCUCAAUUGUCUUGCUCAUUUAUCGUGUAAAAUGAAUGCCUUAAUUCUGGUAUUAGUAAGGGGAGUCCAACGACCCUAUCGUUCCAACACACGGAAAUUGGCAUUCCUCUUUUGUGCCUCGGUGCCCUUGUUUUCAAACAAAUAUAUCGAACAAUCUUUUAUACAAAAUAAAUGCUCUCUUGUCUAUACUCAUGUUGAUGUAAAAUAAUCGCGAACAAAUACAGAAUGCGGCAAACACA